AUGCAAGGUGAAGAUGAGGCCCGGGCCACGACAAUAGCGAACAUCGUCCAGUCUUCCGAUGAAGCAAAACCGGCAGAAAACAGGCAAGAAGCCAAUGGAUGGGAAUGGGAAGAUGACUCGUCCAAUCCCUACAAUUGGCCGCAGUGGAAGAAGAACUUGCAGUUGGCGAUGAUCUCUAUCGUUGGCUUUUCCUGCUCGGUAGGAACCUCGAUAGUCAGUCCAGCUCGUUCACAAUUUGUCAAAGAGUUUGGUGUCUCGAGUACGGCUGCAUUCCUGCCACUAUCUCUAUACGUCCUCGCACUCGGCCUCGGACCUGUGCUCGGUGGACCCUUGUCGGAGACGGCCGGCAGACAAGCUGUUCACGUUAUUGCAGUAGUCUUUGGCGGGCUGUUUGCAUUGGGUUCAGGGCUCACCCAUAGUUUUUCUGGACUGUGUGCGAUGAGAUUUCUGUCGGGGUUCUUCUAUGGUCCCGUCUUGGCUGUUGGUUCUGGCGUUUUGAACGAGACCUAUCUGCCUGUUGAGCGUGGUCUGCCGUCAACAAUCUUCAUCCUUAGUCCUUUCCUUGGUCCUGGCCUUGGGAAAGGCUGGCGGUGGACCCAGUAUACUCUGGUGUUCUUUUCGGCCUUCUCCUUGAUCUGGCUUUUUCUUUCUGGAGAGUCUUAUCACCCUACUCUAUUGCGCCGUCGCCGAAAGCAACUCGGUCUCGUCGAACCGAGAUCGACCACGACCUUGCAGAAAUCGUGGCAAUUCCUCACCGUUGGCUUGCUUCGACCUCUGCAUAUGCUCUUCACUGAACCAAUCGUGGCGAUUCUCUCCUUGUACGUCGCAUGUAUGUUUGGAACACUAUUCAUGUUUUUCGGCGCUUUCUUCUAUGUCUUUGACAAAACCCACGGCUACACUCUCACUCAGACGGGUCUUGUGUUCUUGGCAAUUGCUUUCGGAUGCGUUCUUGGCUGCAUCACCAUGGUUCUCUGCGAUCAUCAUCUGUACCAGCCUAGGGCAAGAAGAUUUUCCCCGGGCGAGAUCCCUCCUGAGCUUCGUCUCUACCCAGCUAUGUUGGGAAGCUUGGGUCUUCCCGUCAGUCUUUUCUGGUUCGGCUGGACUGCCAGGCCAGAUGUUAAUGCUGCUGCCCCCAUCAUUGCAAUCGUCAUCUUUGGCUGGGGCAAUAUCACGUUGACUAUUAGCUCAAUUCAAUACCUCGGGGACACAUAUCAUCGCUCCAAUGUAGCAAGCGCGGCCAGUGCGAACAGCUUAGCAAGGUAUACCUUUGCUGCUGCAUUUCCCUUCUUUUCGCUGCAAAUGUACCAAAAACUCGGCAUUGGCUGGGCAUCAAGCCUUCUAGGAUUUUUAUCACUGAUACUACUUCCUGGGCCGUGGAUAUUCUUCAAGUAUGGCAAAGUAAUCCGCCAGCGAAGUCAGUACGAAACUGCAAGCUACUAG
This is a messenger RNA of Colletotrichum godetiae, 1440 nucleotides long. Its product is annotated as putative bicyclomycin resistance protein. Gene Ontology annotation, molecular function: spermidine transmembrane transporter activity; spermine transmembrane transporter activity. NCBI's taxonomy places the organism in Eukaryota, Fungi, Ascomycota, Sordariomycetes, Glomerellales, Glomerellaceae. The record is from RefSeq and is a predicted model, not a curated record. Gene Ontology annotation, cellular component: plasma membrane. Gene Ontology annotation, biological process: spermine transport; spermidine transport; transmembrane transport. The transcript is spliced from 4 exons. The coding region runs from base 1 to 1440 and encodes 479 amino acids.